Molecule: messenger RNA, 1770 nt
Organism: Magallana angulata
Lineage: Eukaryota; Metazoa; Mollusca; Bivalvia; Ostreida; Ostreidae
Product: sex peptide receptor-like
Exons: 1
Coding region: 358-1581 (407 amino acids)
Biological process (GO): G protein-coupled receptor signaling pathway
Cellular component (GO): membrane
Molecular function (GO): G protein-coupled peptide receptor activity
Source: RefSeq, a predicted model, not a curated record
CUGCAAACAUUUGAACAUCAGAUGACACCCUUUAGAUUUGGAUGGACAGUUUAACUACUAUCAAAAUAGCGCGAUUUGAUCGAAAUUUUCGCAACCAAUCGCCACUUAACGCGGAAAAGUCUGACAGUGCAAAUAUAUGAAGAGAUCGGAUUAAUAAAGGGAGAGAGUCGAAAGGAGACAUUGUAUAUAACUUACAGUCACUAGAAACAUUACUUUGGGUGGGAAAAAUCACAUGUUGUGAAAGCAUCAUGAAAUUUGUGACCCUCUUCUUGGAAUAAAAAAGAAAUGACAUUAUCUCCAGCACGGCUGUUUAAAAAUCGGUGGCCAGCGAAAGGACUUCGUGACAAUUGAUGUAAAAUGAUGGAAGGUCUGUCGGAGAGUGAUCUUCAGUGGCUGGAAGAUUACAUCAAAUCUCAGGAAAACAUCAAUUCUACUUCGAAAGAUAGGCAAAAUGGCGCCGCGUUUUCAUUUGGACUUAACUUCCAAGAGUUUCACGACACUGAUAUCUCCUUGCCUGUUUUCGGAUACGUUACGCCGAUUUUAUGCUUGGUGGUCCUAGUGACCAAUGUGCUGUUUGUGGUGGUGUUCUCUAAACUGAAAAUGAACUCCCCGACACAUUUCGUGCUCCGAUGCAUCGCCAUUGUUGAUACCCUGACCAUCCUUCUUCCCACGCCAAUGUAUGUAUACGUUUACAGUCUGAUGAACUACAGAGACUUUAUUUCCUUUGAGGUGUGUUACAUCUGGGAGUACAUGACCGUGUUCCUACCCACAAUCACGCACACAGCUUCAAUAUGGCUGACCACACUGUUAGCGUUGCAGAGAUACAUCUGCGUCUCAUAUCCACUGAACGUGCGACUAUGGUGCGGAAUAAAGCGAACUUAUAUUUUCGCCUUUUUCAUAUUCAUAUUGGCAAUCGGGUGCCAUUUAAGUCGAUUCUUUGAAUAUAAAUACACGAGGACGAGUGUACAGUCUCUGUUGGAUCCCAAUCAAGAAAUCACAACUUGUUUUCGGACACCCUCGGACUUUGUCGACGAAGUAUACGUCGUUGCAUACUCUUGGGUGAGAGCUAUCGCAGUAAACAUCAUACCUUGUGUAGCUAUGAUCGUCUUUAGCACAAUAAUGCUAGUGAGAAUCCGAGUUGCAGAAAAACGGAGACACACUAUUCGACGGAGAAGCACGUUUGGUUCCGGUGAAAAUGAGCCACGUGAUAGCCGUCUGACCACGUGGCUGGUUAUUUUGAUCGUCAACAGCGUCUGUAUUGUAGAGAUGCCUAUUGCCGCCUACUACGUCAUGGUGGCAACAAACCUGACUACGGGAGAAAAUCUAAUCUCGGCGAAUUCUCAUACCAUUGAGAUCGUGUUAAAUUUACUGGUACAGGUUUCCUAUCCUAUCCAUUUCGUACUGUAUUGCACUAUGAGCGAAGGGUUCCGCUUGACGCUUGUCGCCAUGUUUCUAAACAAAUGGCGAAAACUCAGACAAAUUAUCUGUAAGGAGGAUGAAGACAAAUCCGGAAGAACAUCUCGGUCCAUUUCUGUGGUUUCCUCAGUUGACACCAGAAGUGUGAUAUUUAACACAAUAUAAAAUGACGUUAUAGUACAGGUGCUUUCAAUUUCUGAUACAUGUAAUUCGUUCGGCUUUCUUUGAAAAUUCCUGUACUAGUAUUUUGCAAUAUUGAACAGUUUUGAAUCUGAAAAACAUUGUUUCGAUCAAUUAAAAGUUUGAAUAAAGAUUUAGACAUUAACGUCGAAUUCAAAUCAUUUCCAUUUUUUA